Messenger RNA from Penicillium cosmopolitanum, 708 nucleotides. RefSeq lists its product as uncharacterized. Lineage: Eukaryota; Fungi; Ascomycota; Eurotiomycetes; Eurotiales; Aspergillaceae. The record is from RefSeq and is a predicted model, not a curated record. Bases 1 to 708 code for a protein of 235 amino acids. The transcript has a single exon.
AUGACCGAGCGGCUGGGGCCUGCAACUUAUAAGCUUCCAAUCCUCCGCUCCCUUCAUCCACGGUUGAACCAAACUGGAAACUCGUAUGAUCCGCAUGGAUUCCCAAUGUCUCAGCGCUUCGAAACACACGAAAGUGAGGGUGCUACUGGAAUGAAGCUUAACAUCACUGCUCGCAUGAUGGCCGUUCAAGCGCCCUAUAACUGGGGCCGCGAGGAAAGUGAAGGCUUCUUUACCCGUCACUUCUUCCGCGCUCUGUUCCAGCGGGUACUCCUCGACCGAGGUGUUGUACCCCAGCCCGGUAUUCCUAAGGAUCUUUACAAUGAUGAUGGUGACAUCGAUAGGCCCCCGCCACUUAUUCUUGGAUCUCUGCGCAAGUCGGCUUUCACGUCUUUCGCUGCAUAUGUACGAGCGGCUACUGUUCGACUCAGCCGGGAUCCCCAUCAUGGUAUGAAAAUUCGGGAGCACAUUUGUACAAUGAGCGAUGAUGAGCUUGAUCGCUACGAAAACGAAUAUCAGUAUGCCAGGAAAAAUCUCAGUUUGGUAUGGAGUCUUAUGGCUUUCAGUGCACAGGUCGUUGAGGCGAUUAUUGUGACAGAUCGAUGGCAAUUUUUACGCGAGCAUGAUUCAGUCAAGGAAUGCUGGGUGGAACCUGUUUUUGAUUACUCUAUCAGUCCUCGCAACCUGGCUGUCAUCGGAAUCAAGGCAUAA